AUGGAAGAAAAGUUAGCCGCAGCAGAGAUAUUGAUUUCCAAAUGGGACACAAAUACAACAGGCAAAAUGCUCUUUCAGAGCAAUGCAGAAGAAGUCCGUGUGUACAUGGACACUGUCGAAAAUCUCCAGCGCCACCUGGAAUGUUUGUCCGCCGGCGGCACGAACGUCGCCCAACUCAUCCGCGCGCAAGGACUGAUGAAAUUAUCGAUGGCCCGUCUGCAGAACGAGUUUCACAAGAUUUUGUUAUGUAACAGUGAACCCAUCGAUCCGGAUCGGGAGUCAUCCGCCUGGUCUUCCUCCCGUUCGAGCACAGAGGACAGCAUCGCUACUGACAGCGACGAUGAUCGCAGCAGCUACUCCAUCUCCAACUGUUCGUCAGCAGACCGAAUAUGCGAGUUCAGCAUGGUUCCGUCGGAGGCCGUGGUGGAUCUGCGGACUAUAGCGCAGGGUAUGGCGAAGAGUGGGUAUACGAGGGAGUGUGUUCGAAUCUUCGCUCUCACUAGAAAGUCUGUGGUGGAUGAGAGUUUUUACAAUCUGGGCGUGGAGAUAGUGAGGUUGAAAGAUGUUCGGAAAAUGCAGUGGAAACUCCUGGAUGACAAGAUCAAGAAAUGGAUAUAUGCCGCCAAAAUUAGCAUCAGAAUCCUGUUUGCACAGGAGAAGCGGCUAUGCGCCGAUGUGUUCGAGGGACUUGAUAAGAUGAGAGAUUCUUCUUUUGCCGAAAUCGCCAAGGAGCGCACAGAGAGUCUUCUCGCCUUCGCAGAGGCUGUGGCCACCACGAGUCGGGCGCCUGAAAGAAUGUUCCGGGUGCUCGACCUCUACGAAGUGCUCACCGAUCUUAUGCCCGACAUAGAAGAUACAUAUUUUCAAGAAACCUGCCGAAGCGUGCACGAGCAUGCCAAGAGGAUCCUGGUGCAACUAGGUGAGGCGGCCCGGGGGAUUUUGAUGGAAUUUGAGAAGGCAGUUGAGAAGGAGAAAUCUAAGGUUCCCAUUCCGGGCGGCACUGUUCAUCCUCUCACCAGAUACGUUAUGAAUUACCUCUGCUUUCUCUCCGAUUACAAGGAACCUUUAGUAAACAUAAUCACAAAUCCACCUGGGGAGAUACCAAAAACCCCACCCUACAAUAAGCUGAAUGAUCCCUCUGGCCCGCUGUCUGUCCAUCUCGGAUGGACCAUCUUCCUUCUGCUCACCAAGCUCGACAAAACUUCUGAUCUGUACAAAGACGUGGCUCUGUCUUACCUCUUUCUCAUGAACAAUGUUCACUACAUAGAACAGAAAUUGAAUGGCUCCGAGCUCAAAAGUAUACUGGGGAAGGGGUGGGUGAGAAAACUGUCGAAUAAUGUUAGGGAGUACGCGGUGAAAUAUGAGAGGGCAGCGUGGAUGAAAGUUUUUUCGAGUGUAACAGACGAGGAAGUUACUGCGAACGGCGGAGUAUCUUCUGUGGAGGGUUUGAAAGAGAAAUUAAAGGAGUUCAAUUCAGAGAUGGAAGAGGUGAAGAGAAGGCAUAUUGAAUGGGUGGUGGCUGACAUCAGCCUGCGAGAAAAGUUAAGAGUUUCAAUUACUGAGAAAUUGAUACCGUCCUACAGUUCUUUUCUUCGCAGAUUCAGAAGUCGGUUUGAAAGCGAUACAAAGUAUAUCAAAUACGCACCAGAGGAGGUCCAUGAUUUUGUGUUGCAUGUGUUUGAAGGCAACCCCUUAACCGUGAGCUCCAAGAGAUCCCGAUGA
Molecule: messenger RNA, 1722 nt
Organism: Cryptomeria japonica (Japanese cedar)
Lineage: Eukaryota; Viridiplantae; Streptophyta; Pinopsida; Cupressales; Cupressaceae
Product: exocyst complex component EXO70H1-like
Exons: 1
Coding region: 1-1722 (573 amino acids)
Biological process (GO): exocytosis
Cellular component (GO): exocyst
Molecular function (GO): phosphatidylinositol-4,5-bisphosphate binding
Source: RefSeq, a predicted model, not a curated record